AUCAUUCUAGCUAGUGAUACACAAAUGUUACAUAAAUAAUUAUCAUUAUUUAGUUUACCUGUCGUUUACUAUCCCCCACUCUCUAUCACCAUUUUAAUUUUAGGGACCGGUUUUGCCUGUAUUUCUCUGCCCACAACGCUCAUCAUAAACGACUAUUUCCCUGAUAAUUUUGUCAUGAUGAACACGCUUUCCUUGUAUGGUCUGACUGCAGGUGCAGCUUUCAUACCGUUCAUCGUAGAAAGAUCGGAAGAGGCUUACGGGUACCACGGAAGUUUUCUGAUCAUAGCCGGUAUUGGUUUUCACGUCAUGGUGUGUGCUGCGGUAAUCCGUAAACCAAUUAUGAAGAAAAUUAAAAGUCAUUGUCCUGAAGCUAAGACGAUGGGACUGGCUCGAACAGAUAGCGAGAUGACAAGUAAGCUUAUACGACCGAAAAAUAACAGCGCUCUGGAAUCAAGGGGUGAAGAUAUUCCUUCUCAGAAACAUCAGUCAACCAGUACAGGAUCUGAUCAUUCAGAGAUUGCGUUUGAUGACGUUGAUGCUGCUGUGACCACUGAACACUUACCACUGAUCACCGAAGAAGACAACGACGAACUGAUGGGGGCGUCUGCAGGGACAUCGAAGGGCAAUGCCGAACCUUGGUAUAAGUUCUGUUUCACAGGUCUCACCUUUCAUGACUGGCUGGUCUUGUUUAACAUGCCAUCGUUUUACAUCUUCUCAUACGCAUUGUACGGUUGGCUGCUGUUCUUGGUACCCCAUGCCGAAUCCCUUGGAAUUAUCAGUUCCCAUGCGGUAUUUUUAUCCUCCUUGGCAGGUAUUGGAGGUAUCUUAGGAAGAACAGUGUUCAUUAUUCUCAUUUCUAAAAACGUCGAUCCUUUAUUGAUAUACAUCCCCGUCAGUAUUGUCUGCACCCUGACUUUUCUCCUUGACUUCGUCGGAUCAGGGUAUCAUGUUCGGGCCGGUUUGGCGUUCGUCCAAGGCAUUUGUUUCUUUACUGAAGAUACUAUGCCUCUUGCCGUGGUAAAGAAGAUUGCAUUAGACCCAGACAAAUUCAGACGAUUUUCUGCAAUGGUAUUUUUAUGUUUUGGAUUAGGAGCAACUUCAGCAGGUUAUAUGACAGGAUUUCUGUUCGACAUUACUCAGUCCUACACCAAGGUCUUCAUGUUCAUCGGUGUUCUUCACAUUGUUUCUUUGGUAAUCUUGAUCACCACCGUUAUCUUAUUGAGAACUCAUUCACCGAGGAUCACCACGGAAGGGAACAAGUGACGUCAUGAAACCGUCCGUUAACACAAAGCGCCGGGACUGAUCGUAUUGUUGACUUGUUCGCUUGAUCGCUCACAAUGAUGAAUGCAAUCAAGCUAUAAUUUAACACUGCAAUCAAUCACUAAAGUUAAAUAGUGUUACGGGACCAAGAUCAGUGACUAUAUAGGAGCCCUAAGGUGCUAUAAGCAAAAAUAUGAGUGGGCAUAUAAACGUGAAAAAUGUACGGCUCUUCGUACAUGUACUUCCUGAAAUAUAAAUAAUCGGGACUUGGUUUUGUUCAUGCGUGAGCGAACACGGAAUGUUUUUGUCUGGGUGUAAAAAGUAGGCUUGCGCCAAAAUGGCACAAAAUGAAAAA
This is a messenger RNA of Lytechinus variegatus (green sea urchin), 1615 nucleotides long. RefSeq lists its product as uncharacterized. The record is from RefSeq and is a predicted model, not a curated record. Gene Ontology annotation, molecular function: monocarboxylic acid transmembrane transporter activity. NCBI's taxonomy places the organism in Eukaryota, Metazoa, Echinodermata, Echinoidea, Temnopleuroida, Toxopneustidae. Bases 175 to 1263 code for a protein of 362 amino acids. The transcript has 2 exons.